AACCAGUUAAGACCUAAGAGUCUUGGAGAUUGGUACCUACCUACCUUCCGUGUCACCUGUUACCUACGUUUUAUCAAGUUCAAGUUCAUAUUUUCACUUGGUAAGAUGAAGCCUAUAGCAACCUAUGUGUUUAUAGAUUUACAAUCUAGCGGUCUGCCCGUCAACUCCAGGAUCGUAGAAAUUACGGAACUGGCCAUGGUUGCUGUAAAGCGCACACAUUUUCUGAACACAGACCCUGAUGAACUACCACGAGUUCAGUAUAAACUACACAAGUGCUUUUCUACUGAGAGGAGUAUGUGCAAAAAAAGUGUUUCAAUGACGGGAUUAAAGCCUAAUCUCUUGAAAGAUGAGCCUGUUUUUGAUGAACGAGCAUGUGAAGUCAUCAACUCUUUCAUAAAUUGUUUGGAGAAGCCUGUGUGCUUAAUUGGCCAUAAUGCUUUAAAGUUUCACUUACAGUUGCUUAAAUAUCAUCUUAAGACACUUAAAUUUGAAUUGUCAGAUGAGGACAAUAUCCUGUGCUCUGAUAGCCUUUAUGCAUUUUUUGAUGUAUUGCAAGCUGAUGAUAUAAGAAAGUACACAAAUGAUUCUUUAAAAAAACCUUUGACCAAACCAAUGUUAUUCUGGAAACUGUACAGAGAACAAUUUUAUAGAACAAUUGGAAUGAAACGUUCAUACCAAUUGGGUGCUCUUUAUAAUGAAAUAGUGGGUGAGCCUUAUCUCGAGUCCAAUUGGGCUGAGAAUAACUGCAUCAAGAUUAUGAGUAUUGCAUUAACUAUAAAAGAAGAUUUUGAAAAAUGGAUUGCCAAUAAUCACUGUUUGUUCUCGGGAGUGUGUCCUAUGGUAAUGUAACAACCAGGUUACAUGUUCUUGGUAAGAUUUUAAAUUUGUUUUUAUGUUAAAUGUUUAAUAUUUACUGUCACUACUUCUGUAGUACCUAUUUAAGGAACACUCCAAAAAACUUGAUUGUUAUUUUGUUAAUUAUGUAAUUUUUGAUGGUAGGUAUAAAGAAUAAGUUUUUUUGUUUUAUUAUCUAGCAUUACUUUAGUGUUUCAUGUUUUGUAGGCAAUUUGAUUGCUUUGUUGUAUAAGUUGUAGUAACAAAAGAUGAGUAGAUAAGAAAUAUUAUGUAAAUCUUCUUUAAUCUAUUGCACUAAAUGUUUAUGGUUACACUAUUUUAAUGAACUCUAUCUAUACUGGUAUUUGUUAGGAGUCGCGGGGAACCUAACGGGUAACCGGGACUCCGGCUCGAUGUGCAGGAGAAGGAACGGGGUGGUUUUUAGUCAGUA
Molecule: messenger RNA, 1285 nt
Organism: Spodoptera litura
Lineage: Eukaryota; Metazoa; Arthropoda; Insecta; Lepidoptera; Noctuidae
Source: RefSeq, a predicted model, not a curated record